AUGUUCAAAAAGAAGCGUCUUUAAAAAAAUUUGCUGAAUACAUAAAAAAAUUGUUUUCUAAAUAAGAUUUCAAAAAUCAAACUAGACAAAAUGCUUAAUGAAGAUUUUUGGGAAGUCUAUGGUAAUAAUGAAGAAAUUGACGAUUUUGAACACUCUUCAUUGGGUAGUUUUCAAUCAUUCGACUUAGAAGAAGAUUUUGUAAAUAAUGAAAAAGACAAUUUAACAACGGCAACAAAUGAUAAACUACCAAUUAUAUCGUUAAAGAACGGUGAAACUUCAAUUAUUGGAUGCCGUUAUUUAGACCUCAUGAACCACAGUUCUUUGAAUGUUUAUAAUGAGAAAACGUUUGUUUGUAAAACAUGCAACAAAUCUUACAAACGUAAAUCUAGUUUAGCAACACACUUAGUUACUCAUACAGAUAAUAAACCAUUUACUUGUUUAGAAUGUGGCAAAAAAUUUUUAAGAAACUCUGAUCUGAGGAAACACUCUGUCAUGCAUACUGGAGAUAAACCAUACUCGUGCAACGUAUGUUGCAAAUUAUUUAGCCAAUCUUCAAAUAUGCUGACGCAUCUAAGAAGACACUCUGGAGUAAGACCUUUCUCAUGUCCAGUUUGUGAAAAAAAGUUUUUUCGAAAAGUUGACGUUUCUAGACACUUGAAAAAACAUAGCAAUGUGUUAACGAAGCAGCUAGUAAGCAAAACAUGAUAUAUAUAUAUAUAUAUAUAUAUAUAUAUAAUUUUUUAAUUUAGAAAACAAUGUGAUAAAAUUUAA
Molecule: messenger RNA, 771 nt
Organism: Hydra vulgaris (swiftwater hydra)
Lineage: Eukaryota; Metazoa; Cnidaria; Hydrozoa; Anthoathecata; Hydridae
Product: zinc finger protein GFI1 homolog pag-3
Biological process (GO): regulation of transcription by RNA polymerase II
Molecular function (GO): RNA polymerase II cis-regulatory region sequence-specific DNA binding; DNA-binding transcription factor activity, RNA polymerase II-specific
Source: RefSeq, a predicted model, not a curated record